Messenger RNA from Purpureocillium lilacinum, 957 nucleotides. NCBI's taxonomy places the organism in Eukaryota, Fungi, Ascomycota, Sordariomycetes, Hypocreales, Ophiocordycipitaceae. The record is from RefSeq and is a predicted model, not a curated record.
AUGAGCACGAGUGGCGAUCUCGACAAGAUUCGCUACAGCUUCGACGCCAACCUCGUCAUGGACGGUUCUGGCCGGAAGUUGUUCCAGUUGCGUUACAAGGACGCCUGUGGCGUUGACUCCGUGGCCGUCUGUCGCAAUGACUUGGAGCAUCUCCUUGCAAAUAUCCUGCCUCAGGCGGCCACCAUUCGUUUCCAGCAGACAGUGAACCGAUACGAAACACACGACGAUAAAGUCCAAGCGACGUUGAAAUCCGGCGAAGUCAUCGAGGCGGACCUCCUCAUUGGCGCUGACGGACUGCGCUCCUCCACUAGACAGCACUUCUGGAGCGAGGGAAACUGUCUCGAGGACCUGGGGUACUCGUACGCGGCUUACAGCGUCAACAGCAAAGAUAGCCUCGUAUCGGACUGCGUGUCGUAUAAUAACCCGGGCCAGCUCGAUGCGUUAUACCGCCUACGAGAUAGCCAGCUCGCAGCGCUGCACAUCUGGAGAGACGAGACAAAGAAGAGACCAUGCCAGGAAGUGGGAUGGGCUGCCAUACGCACCGUUACUGCCAAUAGUCAUCCAUCUGUGGUGAAGGUGGUGCAUGACGGCGCCGAAUCAGGCGCUGCGCCCAUCAUUGACCGCCUCACGAUGGUGACCCUGCCGCGGUGGUCCAAAGGGCCGGGUCGGGCGGGCAUGGCGCUCGCGUCGGCAGAGUUGCUUGGCUUGGAACUGAAGAAGACGGGAGGGGACGUGGCGGAGGCGUUGGGGAGUCAUGAGAGACAGCUGAGGCCGAUUAUUGAGAGGCUUCAGGAUAGGACCAAGACUAUGGCCAAGAUGUACAUCCCGAAGAGUACGUUCAUGUACUAUUUGCGGAAUGUGACGAUUCGUGUCAUGCCGUACUCGUGGUUGGUAUCGUGGCAUACGGGUAGUGUUGUGGCCGAGUUGGACUUGGAGAAGAGGGAAGGAGUGCUAUGA